UAAUCAAAAUAGUUACCCUAACCCUGAAAAUUAACGUUCAACAACAACAACAUUCAUCGCACUUCAUUUCAUUUCAAUUCAUUUCAUCACUUGUAAACAAAACCCACGUCAUUCUGAUCUCUGGUCAAAGAUGCGUCGUCCAGCUACUCGACGGACCGCUUCCGUUGAGCCUACUAGUGAAAUCGUCACAAGACAAACGCGACGUAGCGCUAGACGUCCCGAGGCCUCUAUAGAACCCACAUCUAAGCCCGAGACUCAGUUCCCCCAGCGUGGCACACGUCGCUCACGUCGUAGGAGUCUUGAGAGCGUUGCUACAAAUGACUUCACCAAAGACUCCCCAGAAAAUGCGAGCCCCGGCCCAGAAGACAGAGGCUUAAGUCCAGUAGUUGAGCCCCCACUGUCUCACCCUAGUCCAAUCUCUGAAAGCGAAGAUGGACAUGCAUUACCAGAGAUAGAUCCCGCUAGAAUCCAGGACCUGCUUGACUUUGACAUACCAAAGUUGAUGCGUUGGUCCGGUAAGAUGUAUGACAUCUUAUCGUCGAUUGGCGAUGACCAGCUAGCCACGAUUGAUCAGUCGGGAUUCCCUAGCACUGCAAAAGCUUACAAUGCAGCUCGGCGUGCUUUGACUGAAGAUAACGCUCUUUUCAUCACGCCUAUCAGCUUACCUGAAGACUACGAUCCUGAAGUGCAAGCCAAGAUUCAAGUAGCGACUUGCUCCGGAAAUCUCAUCACACUCCUUGCAUCCAUGGUCGAGAUAAUGUCUGGGGGGAAGGGCCCACCUUCAUUCUUCGAACAAUUAGACGGUGUCUUCCCGGCUUCCUUCAUUGCGGAAACCCAGACAGACAGGGAAGAUAUUGAUACGAGACUGGAACUAGCAUUCUAUAUUCGGUGUCGACACUUCAUGGAAGCACUGGAAGCGGAUUAUUCUGCCAAGCCAUUGAUGCUAGCUUCUAAGAUAUUCGGCCGCAAAUCCGCCCAUCAAGCAAAAAACCCACGGGAGGUUCUCCAAAACGGACCACUCAAGCGCCUGGCUGGCAUCAAUGUCGAAAACGAUGUCUCCUACACCACCUUUCAAGCUGUGAUGCAGAAGCUUGUUUCAAAGCUUUCCUCCAACGAUAGAGUUGAGGUACUAUCAUCCUUAGAUCAGAAAUACUCUCUGGCUCAACUCUAUGAGGAUCUCAAGCCAUGGGCUUUAGAGACGUAUAGGCAGCUUGGUAAACCAAAAGAUCAGCCUAUCCACGAAACGCAGGAGACGGAUGCUCGCGCAAAUCGUGCGCAGUCAGAAUCUCUAUUUGUUAACACUAAUAAUGAGGAGGAAAGCGACUCAGACUCUGCAUCAGAUGCUGAUGAAGAAGAAUAUAUCCAACUCGCACCACAGGAAGCCAAUCAAAGUUUUAUCGAUAAUCCCAACACCUUAGCAGCCGUGAUACAGAGUGAGAAGACUAUCGGGGGGCGUACAACGACAGGAGCAUCCUCCAGCCAAACAGCUGCGAAAGGAAAGGAGAAGGCAAUAGAUACAAUAAAUGCAAUCCGAAGCCUCGAGCCAGAAUUAGUCCUGAGUGGUACAAGGAAACGCCAACGUCCCGAUGAGUCUAGUGCCGAUGAAGAUGAGGACGACGACUUCGAAGUUCACGAGCAGCUACUCAAUGAUUUUAAGCAGACGCGCCGAGGGGGUUCGACAACUAAGAGGCCAUUGCCAAAACGCCCCAGGUUCUCAAGGCAACAGCAAACUGGUAGUUCACAGCCGUCAUCACCGCCAGUUGCUAGCAAUCGGGAAACUAUCGGUAGACAAUCAGUAGGAAAUUUGCCAGAGGAUCCCAACUUGCAAGAACAGGAUAUAUUGGUACUCAGUCAAGUAGCGCGGAGGAAUAGACGGGCAAACCAAGCAAACAAGCAGCCGCAAAUUCGCACACCGUGGUCCGCAGUCGAUACUUCACGACUGGUAGACCUAAUAGCCGAUCCUGACCUGUGUUGUUCUUGGAGCAAGAUGGAGAAAGCCAAUGUAUUUGAGGUUCGACGAAGUCAGCAGCAAAUACGUGACAAGGCUCGCGGUCUCAAAGUUUGGUACCUGGAGGGUGAUCGUAUCUUGCCGGCGGGCUUCGAUCAAGUCGCGCUAGGUCAAAAAGAGAAGGAGGCUGUCAUUAGAUGCGGCAAAAACCCCGGCCGAUUAGAAGACGACCUAGAUGAAGAUGGGCACGUUAUUAAUAACGUAUGGGAUGGCUAAGAUUAUCGCAAGGAAAGGAAGAUGGUUAAUGUGAAGACUGGGUACAUAUAGUACUAAGUUGAAUGCUUCUUAGCUACUUGGUACGUUCCCGGUUUACAAUUGUGUAAGGACUCAGGAGCCUGGAGGCGUUUCGGAGAAUAGAUACCCACAAGUGCUUCAGUUUCAGAUCCAAAAUAAAUAUUGAGACUUUUAUGAUAUCAAAUUGAAUGUAUUCUUCGUGUCCGGCGUGUCUGGCGUGUCUCGACUCUCUCUCUCUCUCUCUCUCUCUGUACUUCGUGUUACCACCGUUGUAACCAUUGUAACUGAACCUACUUAGUACUUGCAGAAUAACUAACACUUCUAGGCUGUAUGGAUAAAGGCAGGUUGUGUGUACAUUGAUGUGCAUGCGUUGCUAUAGUAUGUAGUGUUUACAUCAAGUCUACAAGCUGCAAAGGGUUCAUAUCUGUGGUGCGGCACGGACUUAAACAUAACAUGUAGGAAAUCCGAGGGCCACAUCCUGCAUAUAUCAUGUACGUUCAGACAUUAUGUAUACAUG
Molecule: messenger RNA, 2759 nt
Organism: Hypoxylon fragiforme
Lineage: Eukaryota; Fungi; Ascomycota; Sordariomycetes; Xylariales; Hypoxylaceae
Exons: 3
Coding region: 131-2224 (697 amino acids)
Source: RefSeq, a predicted model, not a curated record